Trichomycterus rosablanca is the source of this 2105-nucleotide messenger RNA. RefSeq names its product mitogen-activated protein kinase 8b (gene mapk8b). Gene Ontology annotation, cellular component: nucleus; cytoplasm. The record is from RefSeq and is a predicted model, not a curated record. Bases 167 to 1321 code for a protein of 384 amino acids. Gene Ontology annotation, biological process: JNK cascade; protein phosphorylation. Gene Ontology annotation, molecular function: ATP binding; JUN kinase activity. Lineage: Eukaryota; Metazoa; Chordata; Actinopteri; Siluriformes; Trichomycteridae. The transcript has 12 exons.
GAAAGGAAACGCGACGGCUUCCAGGGUUUGCGGUUUAAAGCGGAAAACAACUGGAAUUAGAAACGAUUCGGGCUUUUUCUCGCCCUGAACCAUAAAGAAUCGGAUUCUGAUCCGGCGUCGCGAGUCUCUCUUGAAUGCUCAGCUCACCGUUCCGACGCACAUCACCAUGAACCGGAACAAGCGUGAGAAGGAGUACUACAGCAUAGACGUGGGAGAUUCGACGUUCACCGUCCUGAAGCGCUACCAGAACCUGAGACCCAUCGGCUCCGGGGCGCAAGGCAUCGUGUGCUCGGCGUACGACCACAUCCUGGAGAGGAACGUGGCGAUUAAGAAGCUCAGUCGACCCUUUCAGAACCAGACCCAUGCCAAGCGGGCCUACAGAGAGCUGGUUCUCAUGAAGUGUGUCAACCACAAGAACAUCAUUGGACUCCUGAAUGUAUUCACGCUACAGAAGACGCUGGAAGAGUUUCAAGACGUUUACCUGGUGAUGGAGCUGAUGGAUGCCAACCUGUGCCAGGUCAUUCAGAUGGAGCUGGACCACGAGCGACUCUCCUACCUGCUGUACCAGAUGCUCUGUGGAAUCAAACAUCUACACGCUGCAGGCAUCAUACACAGGGACCUGAAGCCGAGCAACAUCGUGGUGAAGUCCGACUGCACCCUGAAGAUCCUGGACUUCGGCUUGGCUCGCACGGCCGCCACGGGCCUGCUGAUGACCCCCUACGUGGUCACGCGCUACUACCGCGCACCCGAGGUCAUCCUGGGCAUGGGUUACCAAGCCAACGUUGAUGUCUGGUCUGUUGGUUGCAUCAUGGCCGAAAUGGUCAGAGGCAGUGUGCUGUUCCCAGGCACUGAUCACAUCGACCAGUGGAACAAGGUGAUCGAGCAGCUGGGAACGCCGUCCCAGGAGUUCAUGAUGAAGCUGAACCAGUCGGUCAGGACGUACGUGGAGAACAGACCCCGAUACACAGGCUACAGUUUCGAGAAGCUCUUCCCGGACGUCCUCUUCCCUGCUGACUCUGAGCACAACAAACUCAAGGCGAGCCAGGCUCGAGACCUUCUGUCCAAAAUGCUGGUGAUAGACGCAUCCAAGCGGAUCUCGGUGGACGAGGCGCUCCAGCACCCCUACAUCAACGUGUGGUUCGACCCGAGCGAAGUCGAAGCGCCACCACCGCUGAUCACUGACAAGCAGCUGGACGAGAGGGAACACACCGUGGACGAGUGGAAAGAACUGAUACACAAGGAGGUGCUGGACUGGGAGGAGCGCUCGAAGAACGGUGUGAUCCGGGGUCAGCUAGCCUCACUAGCUCAGGUGCAGCAGUGACCGGCGAGCCCCAGCACGACCUUUCGUCCUUCACCUCCCCCAUGUCCGCGGUCGCAGCGCCGUCCACGGAGACGGAGAGCGACCCGGAGGCUUCGUCGCCCACCCCAAUCCCCACCCACCCUACCCACCCCCACCCCUCCGCGCGGCCGCCGGGCCAUCGCAGUUGACCAUCGCCCCCACCCUCCCCGUUCUCCUGUCCUUCCUCUUUCGGGAUCGGCGACCCAACGCAUCCGUUUCAGACUCGCUGUAGUUUUAUUUUUUCGGUCGGGGGGGGGGGAGAGGAUUAACGGGGAGGUUUUCACACCGAACCAGUGUUACUUUGGUCACGUUUUUUUUUUUUGGGGGGUUUUCGGGGAACUCGAUGUGGUGUCGGACUCCAGCUACAGGAGCUGCGUCCGCGUGAACUGGUCCGAGGUCUGUAAAGAUCGUUGGGUGACUGUUUUUAAGAAUGCCUUUUAUUUUUACGCUUGUGGUGAGCCGUGAUCGUUACAGUUUAGCGGCGCGGCGCGGUGAGGAGCGCGUCGGUUCGCUUGAGCAGAUAUUACUUCAACGUCUCGCAUAAAUCCGUGCUGCAGACUGACCAGGCCAAAGCGUUUAUUUAAUUUUACUAUUUUAAUUCAGACGCUUUUAGGGUCCUUAAGCUACUGAUUUCGUCCUGGGUUUUAUUUCUUCUGCUGCGUGACUUCGGGACGCGGUUUAAUCUGCUCGUUUUGCUAUGUGUUGAUUCAGACUGUACAGUUUUUAAGGGUAAAAUCUUUAAAGCAUUAAAGGGUAAUUUAAGGUU